UGGUAGAAAACAUGUGAACAAGUGACAGUCCUUAAACCUCAGUGCUGCUGUUGAGUCUUCCCUCCUUCCAAGUGACUCAAAAGUGACGAGUCCCCAUCGUCCAAUAAACUCCGUUCCGAAUACCUCUCUUUAUGUUUAUCCUGGGGCUAUGUAAUCCACUCUUAAGUAAUAGAAGCGACAAGGCUAUCGAAUUUCAAAUAAAUCCCCAAAGCACUGGAAACGCUUCUCCGCCAAUCAAAGACAGCGGUUUAAGGGAAAGAAUGUCACAAACACGAAACGAAAAAAUGAAAAUCUUGUGCUUGAUUUUUAUACUGCUGAUAGGAGUAGCUAUUAUCAAAGCUCAGUGUCCACCUAAAGAAUUGGGUAGGAAUUGUGAGUGCACACAUGGCGUCUUCUAUGAAGGGAAUGGUACUAAAGUUGAAUGCUGGUUUAUAAAUAGUACCGAGGGCAUAAAAGAAAUUCAAAGAUUCCGUGGAUACCACAUAGAUUUUUUGAAGCUAAAACAAAUUCAGCUUCCUUUCUUCCCCGCUGGUCUUUUUUCUGGUAUGUCAGUGAAACGACUGUACCUAGAAGACAGCAACCUAGAUAAUCUUUACUCAGUCCAGAAUUACAAACCAUCCCCAUUUGAUGGACUUGAAGAUUCUUUGGAAGAAGUAUAUAUUACUUCUACACAAGAUCCUUCGAAAUGGUACUGGCCUGAGGUAAGGAACUUGAAGAAGUUGAAGAGGUUUGAAAUCGUCCUAUCUCCCAUUGAUUUCGUCGGACAUGAGUUUGCAGAAAUAGGAGGUGGAUCAUUAGAAAGCAUUACAGUAGCAUACAGCAGGGUUUACAGAAUUCAUCCUCAGGCUUUCCCUGAGCUUAUUAAUCUCAGAGAAGCCAAUUUUGCCGGAAACUAUCUUCCUUAUUUGGUUAGAACCAUGUUUGCUAAUCCCGCUCCUCGUUUAGAAAAGUUGGACUUCAGGAACAAUAAACUCUUUACAUUGCCAGAAGAUAUGUUCGAAAAUAUGCCAGCUCUAAAGUAUUUAGACUUAUCUGCUAAUGAAUUUAGAAAUUUUGAAAACAUUGUUUUUGAUCCUAUUUGGAGCCAGUUACAGUCAUUCUAUAUUAGCGAUAACCCUUUCAAAUGUGGCUGCAGUCUCCUGCCAUUGAAACAAAAGUUGAUUUCUGGUUCUAGUCCACAAAGAAAUGACCUUGGAGAUGUCAAGUGCAUAAAUCAUGGUGAUAACAAAAAAACCUUACUCAAAAAUCUGGACGAAAAUUAUCUCCAGUGCUCAUAAUAAUUUAAGACAACAUCUAAAAGUAAGCACACUUUAUUAUCAUGUAAACAAUGAAUUCAAACAUAAACACUUUUUAUUUCGAUGAAUAUACUUAAUAUGCUACGAGAAAUAAAUGCAUCAGUAAAUACAAUCUUUUCUUAAUGCAAAGAUUGGUGUUUUACUGAUUGUAAACACCAAAACAGCUAUUUUUCUUAUGGAAGAGUAUGGUAAAUCUUUGUAAAAAUGAACAAAUAAAUAACACUUUAGUUCA
Messenger RNA from Argiope bruennichi, 1527 nucleotides. RefSeq names its product leucine-rich repeat-containing protein 15-like. Gene Ontology annotation, cellular component: extracellular matrix. Lineage: Eukaryota; Metazoa; Arthropoda; Arachnida; Araneae; Araneidae. The transcript has 5 exons. Gene Ontology annotation, molecular function: protein binding. The record is from RefSeq and is a predicted model, not a curated record. The coding region runs from base 132 to 1277 and encodes 381 amino acids.